AGUGAAAAAAGCUGUGAACGCGGGUGGUGUUCCAGGGUAAAUUGACGGCGCUCCCGUUUUUCCCGGAUCGCGGCACACCUCCGCGCCGGCAGUGGUCCGCUCCGCUCAGACGCGACACGGCCGUUGGUCUCCCAGCGGAGAGCAGGGAGAGGUUCAGCCAGACUUCUGCCUCCAUUGCUCCGCUGCGUCCCGCUGCUGCCUCCUCCUCCGCACAACUUUCCAUCCAGCGGUUCGAUCACCAGGCGUCCGAGGAAAGCUGCUCUCAUCCCCCCUCCCCCUCGGCUCUUUCCUCCCCCUCUUUUUUUUGUAUUUUUGUAUACUUUACCCCGAACAACUGGAGUUUCUCCCAUGACCCGACACCCCGCCGCACUAGCGCUAGCGUCCCGGGCUACGGAGAUACGAGAAUGAACUUUGGACUUUCCGCGCGGCUCUUCGUGACAUGUUCCCCCCCGUCGUCCUGGAUCUAAUAGAAUAACAACGCAGCCCCGGCGUGGCGGCGGCGGCGGCGGCUGGGUUUACAACAGAGGAAAAAAACACAUACGAAAUUGAACUAGCGAGGGGGAAUACUGCUUUCUGCCGAGCGACUGCCGAACGCAGACGGCGACAACUUUUAACCUGCCACUUCACAGGAGGAGCGGGGCAGGAAAAUGUCCUCCAAAGCGGCAAAUAAGAGUGCAGCGAUGGAGGAAACAGUGAUAUGGGAACAGCACACGGUGACCCUUCACAGGGCCCCAGGAUUUGGGUUUGGCAUCGCAAUCUCAGGUGGCCGAGACAACCCUCAUUUCCAGAGUGGAGAAACAUCCAUUGUGAUAUCUGAUGUGUUAAAAGGAGGUCCUGCAGAGGGACUUCUACAAGAAAAUGACCGUGUUGUGAUGGUCAAUGCUGUAUCUAUGGACAACGUAGAGCAUGCCUACGCUGUGCAGCAACUCCGCAAGAGUGGCAAAAAUGCAAAGAUAACUAUCCGUAGGAAAAGGAAAGUACAAAUCCCUGUUUCGCGGCCAGGAGACAGGGAGACAAUGUCAGAGCAUGAGGAAGAGGACAGUGAUGACGAGGAUGACUAUGAGCACCAAAGUGGUCGUGGUGGCCCAAGUGCCUAUGGAGCAGCAAGCGGAGGCACAGGCAGGCGUCAGGAGCGUGAGCGCAGCAGCAGUGGCAGACGGGAUCGCAGUCCCUCGCGGGAGAGGAGCGUCUCACCACGCUCUGACCGCCGCUCACAAGUCUCGUCUGCUCCUCCCAGGCCAGCCAAGGUCACCCUCGUCAAGUCCCGCAAAAACGAAGCAGAAUAUGGACUCCGAUUGGCCAGCCACAUCUUUGUGAAGGACAUCUCUCCCGAAAGCCUCGCUGCCAGAGAUGGAAACAUCCAGGAGGGAGAUGUUGUACUCAAGAUCAAUGGCACAGUCACAGAGAACCUGUCACUGAUAGAUGCCAAGAAGCUGAUUGAAAGGUCAAAGGGCAAGUUGAAGAUGGUGGUGCAGAGAGAUGAACGUGCCACGCUGCUCAACAUCCCAGAUCUCGAUGACAGUAUCCCAUCAGCUAAUAAUUCAGACAGAGAUGAUAUUUCAGAAAUACAUUCACUGACGUCAGAUCAUUCCAAUCGAUCCCUCGGGCGAGGUAGUCGAUCACGUUCGCCCGACAGGCCUGAUGCAUCGGACCAUCUCCGUCACUCACCUCGGCAGGUCAGCAAUGGCAGUUGGAGAUUCCAGACGAGAGCAGGUUCGCUCUUGCACAGAUUACUUCCAAUCCAUCGAAGUCGAGAUGAGGAGCGAGGAUCCAAACCCGGGUCCAUGUCCACACCGGUGAAAAGUUCAGACGAUGGAGUCUUAUCUCAGGCCAGUGACCAGGCCAGUUCCAGGGAUGAGAAAUUGUUACCCCCGCUGCCUGAACCGAAGCCAGUGUAUGCGCAGCCUGGUCAGCCUGACGUGGACCUGCCCGUCAGCCCCUCUGAUGCCCCCGUACCCAGCGCCGCUCAUGAUGAAACUCUCAGCAGGCCAAGUAUGAAGCUGGUGAAGUUCAAGAAGGGAGAGAGUGUCGGGCUGCGGUUAGCAGGAGGGAACGAUGUGGGGAUCUUUGUGGCAGGAGUUUUGGAAGACAGUCCUGCAGCCAAGGAGGGACUGGAGGAGGGCGACCAGAUUCUCAGGGUAAACAACGUGGACUUUGCCAAUAUCAUCCGCGAGGAAGCCGUGCUGUUUUUGCUGGAUCUCCCUAAAGGAGAAGAAGUAACUAUUCUCGCUCAAAAGAAAAAGGAUGUGUAUCGAAGGAUAGUGGAAUCCGAUGUGGGCGACUCCUUCUACAUUCGGACACAUUUUGAAUAUGAGAAAGAGUCACCGUAUGGCCUGAGCUUCAACAAGGGCGAGGUGUUCCGUGUUGUUGACACGCUCUACAACGGAAAACUGGGUUCUUGGCUCGCUAUCCGGAUUGGCAAGAACCAUCAGGAAGUGGAAAGGGGCAUCAUCCCAAACAAGAAUAGAGCUGAGCAGUUAUCCAGUGUGCAGUACACCCUCCCCAAAACACCAGGGGGCGACAGAGCAGACUUCUGGAGAUUCCGAGGAUUGCGAAGUUCCAAGAGGAAUUUGCGGAAGAGCAGGGAGGACUUGUCUGCGCAGCCAGUUCAGACCAAGUUCCCUGCGUAUGAGAGGGUUGUGCUGAGGGAAGCUGGGUUCCUCAGGCCUGUGGUUAUCUUUGGACCGAUAGCAGAUGUGGCCAGAGAGAAAUUGGCCAGGGAGGAGCCAGACAUAUUUGAACUAGCGAAAACACAGAAACAACAAGGAGGGGAAAAGAGCGAAGCCAGGGAUGCAGGAACCGACCAGAAAAGCACUGGCAUCAUCCGUCUGCACACCAUUAAACAGAUAAUUGACAGAGACAAGCACGCCGUUCUGGACAUCACCCCUAAUGCAGUGGACCGUCUGAACUACGCUCAGUGGUAUCCCAUCGUGGUGUUUGUCAAUCCCGACACCAAGCAGGGCGUCAAGACCAUGAGGACCCGCCUCUGCCCAGAGUCUAGGAAGAGUGCCCGGAAACUCUAUGAUCGAGCCCUCAAAUUGAGAAAGAACAACCACCACCUCUUCACCACCACCAUUAACCUGAACAACAUGAACGAUGGUUGGUUCGGAGCACUGAAAGACAAUAUCCAGCAGCAGCAGAACCAGCUGGUGUGGGUUUCGGAGGGCAAGGCUGAUGGGGCAGCUGAGGACGACCUGGACAUCCAUGACGAUCGUCUGUCCUACUUGUCGGCACCAGGUAGUGAGUAUUCCAUGUACAGCACCGACAGCCGCCACACCUCCGACUACGAGGACACCGACACAGAGGGCGGAGCUUACACCGACCAGGAGCUGGACGAAACACUGAAUGACGAUGUGGGUCCACCCACGGAGCCUGCCAUCACCCGCUCCUCUGAGCCUGUCCGUGAGGAUCCACCCGUCAUCCAAGAGCCCCCUGGCUACGCUGGCUACCAGCACACGGUGCAACCGGACCCCCUGAACCGCAUCGACCCGGCUGGGUUCAAGGCACCAGUGCCGCAGCAGAAAGCAGAGGCCGCUGCCGUCCCUAGCCUCCCCCAGCAGCCUGAGCCCCUGGCUGAGACAAUGCCCCCUGCUGUCGACGUUACUGUAAAAACUGUAGGGGGCGUGAGCCCUGACGAGACUCCUGCAGCUCCCCACAUGCAGCCAAGCCCCGACCCAGAGGCUGGCUCGCUUAGGAGGCCCACCCCUGAGCUAGCCCGUCAGAGCGUCACGCCAGAACCUCAACAGUCUGGACUGGCCAGUUCUGAACCAAAGAUGUUUCAAAAGGAUCCAUACAGCACAGACACCAUCGGGAGAACCAGUCACAGUAUGAAGCCUUUGGGCUACAACUCUCAGCAGGGAUAUCACCCUGACCAGCAGCCAUACAGAGAUUACGACCAUCCCCCGAGUCGGUAUGAUGUCAGCAGCAGUGGAGUCAGCAGUGGAGGUGGUUACCGAGAACCAAAGUAUCAUGACUAUGACUCUAACCCCCCCUUCGAGAACAGUGUGCCUCACUACGACCAGCAACAGUGGAACCCCUACAACCAGCCGCUCCCUACUGCCAAUUCCCAGGGCUACGAUCCCCGUUUGCCAUACGGUGACGGCCCUGACUCCCACUACGCCCCUCCUCUACGCUAUGACGAGCCCCCCCCUCAGCAGGGAUUCGACGGACGGCCCCGUUAUGGUAAACCAACUGGCCCCGCACCUGUCCGUUAUGAUGAUCCUCCAGCACCAGGGCCUGAGCUGCACUAUGACCAGGAUUCUCACCUGAGUACGUACCCUGCUGCUGCCCGCUCCCCUGACCCAGCUGCCCAGCGACCUGCCUAUAACCAGGGACCAGCACCGCAGCAAAAAGGCUACAAACCUCAGCAGUACGACCCUGUUCCUGUGAACUCUGAAACCAGCCCCACACCUCCUCCAAAGGCAGAGAACUUCGCACCUUCCCCUGUGGACCUUACAAAAUUGGCACCUGCCAGAGAUGAGCCACGAGAGGACGAACCAGCCAUGCGGCACCAGUCGGUCCUGACGAGAGUUAAGAUGUUCGAGAACAAACGCUCUGUGUCCGUGGACCGAGCCAGAGAUACCGGGGAUUCAUCUGGAAACAGGGCAGCAGAUUUACCCUUGAAAGCAGGUGGAGUAAUCCCUAAAGCAAAUUCUCUUAGCAACCUGGAUCAAGAGAAGACAUUUAGAGCACCAGAGCCACAGAAACCUCCCAGUGUAGCUGACGACAUUGUGCGCUCCAACCACUACGACCCUGAUGAGGAUGAGGACUACUACAGGAAACAGCUGUCCUACUUUGACCGGCUCCAAGUUGGCCCCUCCAAAGCCCAGCCACAAGCACAACUAACCCACAACAACUACAGGACGGAGUCAGUGGAAAAACCAAGUCCAGUGGAGAAAAAAUAUGAGCCUGUUCCCCAGGUUACACCGUCGCUGCCACCAGCCACACUGCCCAAACCCCCAGCAGAAGCCAAGCCUCCUGGCCGGGACGAAACUGUCCAGACCAACUUCCUGCCUCAUAAGAGUUUCCCUGAGAAGUCUCCAGUUAAUGGCACAAGUGACCACCCUCCAAAAACAGUCACCGUGGCUCCAGCAGCAUCAAGCUACAACCGCUUUGCGCCCAAGCCCUACACCACCUCUGCCAAGCCUUUCGCACGCAUGUUCGACAGUCCGAAAUUCAACCACAACCUUUUGCCCAAUGACAAGCCUGAGAUUGCUCCAAAGGACCGGAGCUCCAGUCCGGUGAAGCCUCAGGUGAAUCCUCAGCCUCAGAACACGGACCACGACAGCGGCGUGGACACGUUCACACGCACGAUGGACCACCGCUCCAAAUACCAGCACAACAACAUCAACGCUGUGCCCAAGGCCAUCCCAGUGAGCCCCAGUGCGCUGGAUGAUGAUGAAGAUGAAGACGAGGGCCACACAGUAGUUGCAACAGCUCGAGGAAUCUUCAACAGUAACGGUGGCGUCCUGAGCUCCAUUGAGACAGGUGUCAGCAUAAUAAUCCCACAGGGCGCCAUCCCUGAUGGUGUGGAGCAGGAGAUCUACUUCAAGGUCUGCAGAGACAACAGCAUCCUGCCACCGCUUGACAAAGAGAAAGGAGAGACUCUGCUCAGCCCUCUGGUGAUGUGUGGACCUCAUGGCCUUAAGUUUUUGAAGCCGGUGGAGCUGCGCUUACCUCACUGUGCGUCAAUGACCCCUGAUGGUUGGUCUUUUGCUCUAAAAUCCUCCGACUCCUCGUCGGGUGACCCGAAAAGCUGGCAGAACAAGUCUGUUCCCGGGGACCCCAACUACCUGGUGGGCGCCAACUGCGUGUCCGUGCUCAUUGACCACUUUUAAAGGCGGAGGCGGAGGCGGAGGCGGGGCCGGCGGGUGUGACGUUACUGAACGCGGAGCCACGGUGGAUGAAAUGAAGAAGACACACACGAGCCGUUUUCAGACAUGACCUCCAGAGGAACUCCAGCGAAUCUGGUCCAGACUUUCUCCAGAGUAUUCCCCUUCACACAUGCAGGAGAUUCUCCGCUCGGGCGCGUUCACAACAGCAACACAAUUUCACGCAGGAUUCAGGCGAGUGGGGGGGUGGGGGGGGGGGGCAGCAGGUAAAGGCAGGAAGUCACAUAUUAGUCCCGCUGCGGAGAUCACAUGUUUUUGUUUACAGAACAUCCACACAGGCGUCGGCCCUUAUCACCACAAACUCUCAUGACAUCCUCGUCAGUGUCUUCUACGUGUAUGGCACCGCCUCUUUUUUUGGUAGUCUUUUUGUAUUUUUUUAAUACUUCGCGUCGGUCAGAUGUGUCGACAACUUCCCCGCUCGCUCCCGGUGAAUCCAGCGGAGGAUCUCCUGCUGUGUUCUCACGUUGACUCGGGACUCUCCAGAGUUUCUGUGGACUUGACACAACGGGGCCAGACGGAGAAAGUCAGCAGAAACUCUGGAGGCUCUUACUCUGACAUUUGCGUUCACACAUACGACCCCCGACGGAGACAUUCCUGAGGAUCUCUGGAGUUCAGUGCAUGUCUGAAAGCACGAAAGAAGGCUACACACACACACACACACACACACACACACACACACACACACUGAUGGAUGCACUCCACACACCAUAGAAUGGAGUAUGAAGAAGAUUGGCUCUGUGCUGUUUACCUACAGAAGAAGGAGAGACUGAUGAUCACUACAAGUUAUUCCUGAAAACGUUUUCCCCCAGUAUGAGGUUUUGAUGUGAAAUGAAGUCGUUGAUGAUGCAUGCCCCAUUCCACUGAGGUUUAACUUUUUAUAUAAAGCGAUGUUUAUUGUAAUUUUUACAUGAAUAUAGAUGGACGGACGGCUUUUGAGGCAGCGUAAAUGCUUCAAACAUAUUUAUGCUAUAUAUGCAUACAGUAUAUAUAGUAGUAUAGAGACGAUUUACUAAAGUUUAAAUCCAGAAUUCAGUCGAGAUCUUUUUUCAGUUCAGGUGACUUGAAGACAGACCGCGUUUAUUAUUUUUUCCUCCACAAUGAAGGUUUGAGGCGGACGUGAGAUUAAACAAGAGAUGGUGACGUGUGGAAGUUUCUGUUGAAGGAGUUGAAAAAAGCUCGAGCUGGAUAUGAACCCAGGUAGCACACUUUUAUAGAGAAGCCCUUCCUCCACUCCUUUAUUCUUCCUUUUCCUACGGUUAUAUCUUGUAGCUCUUAUUUCUUCCCACAUCUCUCCUUCCAGCCUGAGGGAGAUCUAUGCAUGUUCUUGACUCAGGUCCAGUAGCCUCCUCAGUUCCCUCCUCUCAUCUCUCUCUUUCUCUCUUUCUUUGCUCUUUCUUUCUCUGUCUGUGCGCUCUUGCACACACACACACAAAUAAGCAGUGAUGCCUUAUCUGCAGAUUAUUCACUUUUCAUCAAGAAAAAAAAACAAAACAAAUAAGUUAUGAUAAAUUAUGGUAUAAUGUCAUUUGUUUUUGCCAUUUCAUCUUUUUUGUGGACCCACUGUAUAAAUGAACUUGGGUUUAGCUCACCAUAACAGUCGAUAAAGGAUAACGAAGGUAUGCUCUUCUUUUAUCUGCUAUGCAUUACUUAAAGAAAAGAAAAAAAAAACAGAAAAGAAGUGGCUGUAAAUAAAGCUAGCAUAUUGCCUUGUUUCUUUUGUUUGUAAAUGAACUUUUUGUAUGUCUUUCUUUUUUGUAUGAAACUUAGAGAAAAGAU
This is a messenger RNA of Platichthys flesus (European flounder), 7667 nucleotides long. RefSeq names its product tight junction protein 1a (gene tjp1a). Gene Ontology annotation, cellular component: bicellular tight junction; plasma membrane. Gene Ontology annotation, biological process: protein localization to cell-cell junction; cell-cell junction organization; cell-cell adhesion. Bases 648 to 5837 code for a protein of 1729 amino acids. Lineage: Eukaryota; Metazoa; Chordata; Actinopteri; Pleuronectiformes; Pleuronectidae. The record is from RefSeq and is a predicted model, not a curated record. Gene Ontology annotation, molecular function: cell adhesion molecule binding. The transcript is spliced from 32 exons.